AUGAAGGAAGAAAACUAUACAAUGAUUACAAAGAUCUUUCUAUUGGGAUUCGAAAACCUUCACAGCCUGAAAGAUGUACUUUUCAUUGGAAUCUUUGUAGCUUAUUGGUUGGCGAUAUCUGGAAACGUCUACAUCAUUACCUUGGUGUCAACAUGCAAGAAGCUCCACUGUCCCAUGUACAUCUUCUUAACACAGCUGUCUUUCUUAGAUAUCUUGUUGAUCACAACCAUUGUACCUAACAUGCUCUAUGUCAUACUCAAUGAAGGCAUCUCAAUAUCAUUGAUGGGCUGCAUUACUCAAUUUUGUUUCUUUGCGGGUUCAGAAAUGGCAGAGUGUCUACUUCUAACAGUGAUGUCCUAUGACCGGUAUUUGGCCAUCUGUAGCCCACUGAGAUACACGUCUAUCAUGGACUUUGCCCUUUGUACCAAGUUAGUCGUUCUGUCUUGGUCAUUUACCUUUGUAAUGAUUCUAAUCAUAGCUUUGACCAUGUGUACCUUACAGUUCUGUGGACCACAUGUUAUCAACCAUUUCUUCUGUGAUUUUGCCCCUCUUUUAGAGCUUUCAUGCACAGAUACAUCUGUGGUACAAAUGGAAAGUUUCUUAAUGUCUGUCCCUGUACUCGGUUUACCUGUAAUAGUCAUCAUAGUAUCAUAUGUCUACAUUAUCAUUACAAUCCUAAAAAUCCCAACAAUUACAGGGAGGCAGAAAACGUUCUCCACUUGUAGCUCCCAUCUGACUGUAGUUUCCAUAUAUUAUGGGACCUUAAUUGGCAUUUAUUUGUUACCACAUGAAAGAUCAUCAAUGGUGACAAACAAAGCUCUGUCUCUUUUGUAUACUGUGGUGACCCCAUUGCUUAAUCCUAUCAUAUACAGCUUGAGGAACAAAGAUAUCAAAGGUGCAAUUGCAAAAGUAACCAAUAAAAUUAAUUUUAACUAUUAA
Spea bombifrons (plains spadefoot toad) is the source of this 939-nucleotide messenger RNA. Its product is annotated as olfactory receptor 11L1-like. The record is from RefSeq and is a predicted model, not a curated record. Lineage: Eukaryota; Metazoa; Chordata; Amphibia; Anura; Pelobatidae. Bases 1 to 939 code for a protein of 312 amino acids. Gene Ontology annotation, cellular component: membrane. The transcript has a single exon. Gene Ontology annotation, biological process: G protein-coupled receptor signaling pathway. Gene Ontology annotation, molecular function: G protein-coupled receptor activity; olfactory receptor activity.